Messenger RNA from Jatropha curcas, 1406 nucleotides. Its product is annotated as PLATZ transcription factor family protein. The record is from RefSeq and is a predicted model, not a curated record. Lineage: Eukaryota; Viridiplantae; Streptophyta; Magnoliopsida; Malpighiales; Euphorbiaceae.
CACAUAUAGUCUAUUGUACAAACACUAAAAACAUGACACACAUACAGUCUCCACUCUUUAAUGAGAAACCCCAAACCCCAACCUUCCCACCCUCUCUACUGUUCCUCAUUGGUAACAGUAAUACCAAACCAGCAGCAUCGUUGACAGGCGCCGUUUCCCUCUCUCUCUCUCUGUGCAAUUAUAGUUAGUCUACCACUAUCUUUAUAAACCCUGACCAAACUCUCCCUUUCUCUCUCAUCAAAAUUCAAAUACGAAAACAAAAUCAUGCUGGUUUCUUCACAUCCACUACCUCACUGGCUUCAAGUGCUUCUCAGAGAAAAGUUCUUUAACGCUUGUAUAAUUCAUGAAGAUGCAAAGAAGAACGAGAAGAACAUAUUUUGCUUGGACUGUUGUACCAGUAUAUGCCCUCAUUGCUUAGCUCCUCACAGCACUCACAGGCUUCUACAGAUAAGAAGGUAUGUAUAUCACGAUGUUAUCAGGCUGGGUGAUGCUCAGAAAUUGUUCGACUGCGCCUUUGUUCAAUCCUACACCACCAACAGUGCAAAAGUGGUAUUCUUAAAUCCCAGGCCACAAACAAGGCAAUUCAGAGGCUCCGGCAACAUCUGUAACACCUGCGAUAGAAGCUUACAGGACCCUUAUCUGUUCUGCUCUCUUUCCUGCAAGAUUGAUCAUGUCAUUAGAAACAAAGGUGUGGGUGGGCUAUCUAGUUUCCUCUUCGACUGCAAGUUCUUGUCUUUGCCUGAACAAGGUUCAGAUGACGGUUUGAUGACUCCUGACUCGGUCCUUGAACCCGCCCCUUCAACUCGGACGUCUUCUAGCUCAGGUGGGUAUGGUGGGGUUGGGUGUCGGACACUUGCUUGCACUGCUACAACUGAAAUUGUGAGAAAAAAAAGGAGUAGCUUAUCGGCUUGCCGGCCAAUAUUCCCACAGAUAUCCGAAAUAUCGGCCGGUCUGAUGAAUCGAAGGAAGAAAACUCCGAAUCGGGCUCCGCUUUACUGAAUAGCGUGUAACAACGGCGGGGAUGGGGGCGGGGAGAGAGAGAGAAGAGAGAGAGAGAGAGAGAGUGAGGGGUGAGGGAGGUAGGGAUAAAUUUGGUAUUGUGACUGUUUAUAGGAGGGUAAUUUGGGGAAACUAAAAGAAGAUCUCCCGUUUUUGUCUAGGCGACUCUCUCCCUCUCUCUCCCUCUCUCAUAGCAGUCUCAAUUUUAGUGGUUCGGUUCUGGCAAAUCAAAUUAUUCAAUGGCUCUUUUUCCGCCUUCUUUUACAGACCUACAGUAACUAAGAGUGACCAGAGGACCCUGUUUUGUUUUCCCUUUUCUUUCCCCUGAUUGAUGAGAAAUUAUUGUCAUUCUUAUCUCCAUUUUCUGCACCUAUUAUCUCUUUUAAAUUAACACUUAUUUUUCCUUA